Diorhabda carinulata is the source of this 688-nucleotide messenger RNA. It is a transcript of the gene Alr, whose product is annotated as FAD-linked sulfhydryl oxidase ALR. Lineage: Eukaryota; Metazoa; Arthropoda; Insecta; Coleoptera; Chrysomelidae. Gene Ontology annotation, molecular function: flavin-dependent sulfhydryl oxidase activity; flavin adenine dinucleotide binding. The record is from RefSeq and is a predicted model, not a curated record. Bases 104 to 583 code for a protein of 159 amino acids. The transcript is spliced from 3 exons. Gene Ontology annotation, cellular component: mitochondrion.
CUUCAUUUUAUUCAAAUUUCAAGAAGUCAAUAAAUUUUUAAUUUUUUUUUUAAAUAAUACAAAUUAAAAGGUUGGGCAAUUGUAAUGUGUUACAGCAUAUAAUAUGUCUCGUCAUCCAUCACCAUUAGACAAUGAGCAAUGUAGGCAAUGUUCUAGAUUUUCGGAUUAUGUGAAAUCUGCCACAAAGAAAUCCAAAGAGAAUAGUCAAAAAAAUGGAAAUGAGGAAAAACCAAUACGAGAAGAUUGUCCAUUAGAUAAAGAUGGAUUGGGUAAUAAAUCUUGGGGAUUACUUCAUACAAUGGCAGCUAAAUAUCCAACGAAACCCACACUUCAAGAUGAAUGUUCAAUGAAAGAAUUUUUUGCACAUUUUGCUAGAUUUUACCCAUGCGAUCAUUGUGCUAAAGAUUUAAGAGAUGAAUUAAAAAUAGAUCCUCCACAAACGAAAUCUCAAGAUGAAUUGAGUCAAUGGUUAUGUAAAUUACAUAACAAGAUAAAUGUUAAAAUAGGUAAAGAAAUUUUCGACUGCUCAAAGGUAAAUGAGCGAUGGAGAGAUGGUUGGGCAGAUGGCUCUUGUGAUUAUUAGGUUUAAAUAAGAGAACCAUAAUAGUUUUUAAGAAGUCAAAUAUUUUGUGAUAUAUAUAAUUGAAAUUAGAAAAUAUAUAUACAUAUGUUUUAUUGUGUCAUAGAA